Messenger RNA from Helianthus annuus (common sunflower), 1567 nucleotides. RefSeq lists its product as uncharacterized. The transcript is spliced from 9 exons. NCBI's taxonomy places the organism in Eukaryota, Viridiplantae, Streptophyta, Magnoliopsida, Asterales, Asteraceae. Bases 455 to 1567 code for a protein of 370 amino acids. The record is from RefSeq and is a predicted model, not a curated record.
AUAUGUUGAUGGUACUUGAAGGGCAAUUUGGGAAAGACGAAAUUGAUAUAAUCUCUUAUAACAAGAUAAAGACUGCAUGGUGUAAGAAGUUUACAUCAAACUUACAUCAAGUACAUGAUUACCCCCUAACCUACAAAACCUAUCUCAGUCUAGCAAAAAUUCAAAAUACACAAAACUCACCGGAGACUCACAAACCGUCAAAUUCUUCAAAAAUUCCUAAAACUCUCUCUCUCUCGUAGUUCAACAAACCUCUGAAAUUAACCCCAAAAUCACCUGAGAUUCACGCUCCGGCAUUCAUCUUCAUCACUGAGUCUCUUGAAUAUUCAUCAAUCGACGCAGAUUUUCCAACAAUCACCGAAGAAAAGAACGUUCGCCGGAAUAAUUAGGGUUCCGGUACGUCGUUUCAGGAUCCGUUGUGACAGCUAAAAAUAGCAAAACAAAUCCGACAAUAAAAAUGACCACAGCUAAAAAGGUUCGUCAUACCCCGAUGGUUGAGAAGCGCAAAAACAGGCAACAAAUAUUGACACCGGAUACUAAUACAUGCGGACCAGCAAUGCGGACAAGGGGGGGUAGAAAAGUUAAGGAUGCACAUUGUGAGGAGAAGGUACGCAGGAGAAAGCUAAUAAUUUUACCAGAUAGUGACUUGGACACUCCGAUGGAAAACAUUGAGAAAAGAAAAAAAGGCGAGGGCGAUCAGGACGGGUCGGCGACACGCACAAGAGGAGCUCAGCGAUGGCGUGAAGAUAGCAAACCAAAGAAAAAUGUCAAAAGGAAACUAAUAACAGAUGGUGACUCACAGAUGAGUGCAGAUACAGCUCUACCAAAACAGGAUGCAAUUGCUGUUAAAAAAACAAAAAAAGUAAAACAUGAUCGGGUGGAAACCCGAAGUGGCAAACACGCAAAAACGACGCAUAAGUGGCCUAAACUAAAAACACGUUCGUCACCUAUGCAGUUGUUCAAAUGCAUCAAGUCUCUAACGAGGAACCAACAAGAAGACGUUAAUAGGAUGGGUUUUGGAAAAAUGUUGUCAUUCAACAUCAGUGGGAUACCUCUAAAAAUUGCCCACUAUGUUGUGGACCACUUUAACCCACAAGAAAUGGCUAUUGAAUUGCCAUGUGGGUCAAUAGAUGUUGAUGUUCAGUCUGUCCAUGACCUUCUAGGGAUUCCUAAGAAGGGCAUAGACAUGCAAAAUGUACGAACAAAUUCAAAGCUUGAUGUUGCUGUUGAAGCAUGGAGAAAACGAUAUCGUAAACGAUUUGUGGCACCAACAAACCUGGCACGAUCUAUACUCACAAGUGAUGAAGCCAACAGUUUUCAUUUCCGACUGGACUUCCUGAUGUUAUUCUUAACCGUCAUGGUUGAGUGUAACAAAAAUGGGCGAAUGAAAGAGUGGAUUUUGAAAACUUUUACAGGAGACACGGAUUUUAGUAAAAUCAAUUGGUGUGCCUAUCUGAUCCAACAAAUCAAAUCAUGUAAAGAUGGCUGGAAGAGUUCUGAUCCUGAAUCUCCAUUUUCUGGACCACUCACACUUUUGGCUGUAAGUGGCCUGUUUAACAAAACUUACUAA